GCAGUGCUGCCAAUGCCCCGGUGGAGAAGCCGAGGUCAACAUAAAAUUUGAGAUAUUUAAAGUGGAUACAAAACUAUUUCAGCAAUGCAGACAAUUAAAUGUGUUGUUGUGGGCGAUGGUGCUGUUGGUAAAACAUGUCUCCUGAUUUCCUACACAACAAAUAAAUUUCCAUCAGAAUAUGUACUGACUGUUUUUGACAACUAUGCAGUCACAGUUAUGAUUGGUGGAGAGCCAUAUACUCUUGGACUUUUUGAUACUACAGGGCAAGAGGAUUAUGAUAGAUUACGGCCACUGAGUUAUCCACAAACAGAUGUAUUUUUAGUCUGUUUUUCAGUGGUUUCUCCAUCCUCAUUUGAAAAUGUGAAAGAAAAGUGGGUGCCUGAGAUAACUCACCAUUGUCCCAAGACUGCUUUCUUGCUUGUCAGGACCCAAAUUGAUCUCAGAGAUGACCCUUCUACAAUUGAGAAACUUUCCAAGAACAAACAGCAGCCUAUCACUCCAGAGACUGCUGAAAAGCUGGCCUGCGAUCUGAAAGCUGUCAAGUAUGUGGAGUGUUCUGCGCUCACACGGAAAGGCCUAAAGAAUGUAUUUGAUGAAGCAAUAUUGGCUGCCCUGGAGCCUCCUGAACCGAAGAAGAAGAGCCGCAGGUGUGUGCUGCUAUGAACACUCUCCAGAGCCCUUUCUGCAAGCUGGGGUCGGCGUUGCACUAAAAGCAAUGUUUAAAUCAAACUAAAAAUUAAGAAUUAAAAUUCGUUUUUGCAAUAAUGACAAAUGCCCUGCACCUACCCACAUGCAUUUGUGUAACACAAGGUCUAUAGGUAUGGUCCCCCUUCCCCCUCCAGUAGUAGUUAAUUUUGAGUAAUUGUGUAUUGUCAGGACCGUGAUCAGUAUACUAGUUUAUGUUUUGUUCUUCAAAAACAACGUGUUUUUUUGUUGUUAUUUUAAAAGCAAGGCAUGCUUUGUGAUGAUUCUGUAACAGACUAACUUGAAUUGUUGGAGCUGCUCCCUAGUUUCUCUCUGGAGUGUAAUCUGGGACAUCUUAGCAUUUUUGUUUAGUUUUUUUUCCCUUUUUUUUUUUUUUGAGGGGGGCAGAGUGUAUGUGGAGUUUUUUAGUCUUGUUUUUUUAAUUCAUUAACCAGUGGGCAGCCCUUAAGGGAGGAGGAUGGAUUGAUUCCACAUUCCACUUCCUAGACCUAGUGUAGAAGACACGUUCCCCACCUGGUGCUCUUAGGAAGGAGUACAGUAAAUGCCUCAUUAAUAACAUAUUCCUUUUUGAAAGUUGCCUUUUCUCUCCACCCUUGAGUAGAUCCAGUAUUUGAUGAAAUUCAUGAAAGUGGCUGGAACCUGCCUUGCCCCUCCUCUGUUCUAGGAUGCACUAUAUAUGUGACUGUGACUUUCAAGGAAGUUUGUUUGCCA
This is a messenger RNA of Ochotona princeps (American pika), 1416 nucleotides long. RefSeq names its product cell division control protein 42 homolog. Gene Ontology annotation, cellular component: dendritic spine. NCBI's taxonomy places the organism in Eukaryota, Metazoa, Chordata, Mammalia, Lagomorpha, Ochotonidae. Gene Ontology annotation, molecular function: GTPase activity; GTP binding. Gene Ontology annotation, biological process: small GTPase-mediated signal transduction; modification of synaptic structure. The transcript has a single exon. The record is from RefSeq and is a predicted model, not a curated record. Bases 85 to 663 code for a protein of 192 amino acids.